Messenger RNA from Guyanagaster necrorhizus, 1126 nucleotides. RefSeq lists its product as uncharacterized. The record is from RefSeq and is a predicted model, not a curated record. NCBI's taxonomy places the organism in Eukaryota, Fungi, Basidiomycota, Agaricomycetes, Agaricales, Physalacriaceae. The transcript is spliced from 3 exons. The coding region runs from base 141 to 1067 and encodes 308 amino acids.
AACGGGAGCCGCUAUCGUUCCACGUGGAUUUCUCAUGCGACGCCCUGAUUUCGGUGGAGGAUCUACUCCCGGACACGAUAGGUCUGUCCGUUUUCGAUCUGCUUCUCGCAGAGUCUGAUCGCUGGGUGGAUGUGACUCUCAUGAUUCCCGAUCAUGCCCUCCGCGUUUUCCUCAAGAUGUUGACCUCCGUCCGAGACGAGUGUUAUCUUCUCCGGACAUUUGCCCUCCACCGAAGGACACGGCUGUACAAUCCGGACCCCCUUCGUAUGCUGGAUUCCAUGUUUGUGACAGCGCCCAGCCUUAGUACUCUGAGAUUAUUCCCCUUCAUUAAUGCCUCUUUCCCAUGGUCUCAGAUAUCGGUGUUAGAAACCAGUUUCCUCUCAGUCGACGAAGAGCUAAUGGUCAUCAAAAACGCACCUCUCCUCCGAACGCUGAAAACCUCUAGGAUAUAUAUGAGUUCACGACUCAGAGCGCCUGAUCCCGUACCCUUCGUUCAGACGUCCCUAGUCUAUUUUGUCCCAGUGUCUGAGUUCUAUGUAGGCAAAGACCAACUCGACGCGAUCUCCGGGUUCUUUCGUCGCUCUAGACCUCCCCUUCUUUCUUUCUCGAUCUUUAUCGAGCUCCAACAUCCCACUCUAUCAGACGAUCUCAUUCGGCAAAUCUUUGACGCUCUUUCCCCCAUACAGACUUUGGUGAAGCUCAAACUCGAGCUAGGCUUUCCAACGUCGGAGCAUGACUGUGACUUGGAGUCAAUAUUCCACGUGUUACAGGGAUCUUUGUUCUUAUUCCCAAUGCUUGAGAGGCUCGUCAUCCAGGCAUGGAAGGGGAUUUGUAGUUUGGGAGAUAUCCUCGCGUUGGUUCUCUCGCGCGAAACUAUCCAUCCAUUGAAAACACUAACGGUGGACUGCGCUGGGCUGGCAAAGAUGAACAGAAAGGCAACUUUUAGCUGCUUGGAAAGGCUCCGGGACUUUCGGCAUAGAGGUCUGCAACUCACCUUGAUCGUAAAUGAAACCAAGUUUGAUUGGGAGUCGUAUGUGGUGGGACCCUCUCUUGAUGAUACAUUCUAGACAAAUGCGAAGCGCUGCGAAGAACUUGGCGUUCGGAUCUCCCAAAAAAAAUUUUACAA